AUGCAAGAUAUCAAAGAAAUGUCGAAUUCUAUCAGAGAACUAACUGACGACUUCAAAAAACGGCAGGAAAUUCUACUCUCCAAAGCCAAUCUGUAUGAGGAAAUUCUACUCACCAAAUCCGAUCCACAGGAGGAGAAAGAAUCCCCAGAGAAAAAUGCGGUUUGCUGUUUUGAUACCAAAGACGCGUUGGGAAACAAUGAUGACACCAUUUUCAUCAAGGGGUUUGAAUAUCUGCGCACUAGGGAAGAACUCAAGAGACUGUUGAGCAACAUAUUCGGUUCAUGUGGAGAGAUCACCAGGGUUUAUGUUCCCAUAGAGUGUGAAACUCGUUGUCCAUUGGGAUUUGCUUUUAUUAACUUUAAAAAUGGCAAAGACAAUGACAAGGCGUUGGCAUUGAACGGAUGUUUCUUUGAAGGAAGGAAGCUAGAGGUGACGAUGGGUACAAAAAGAGAAGAAUUCUAUGGCUUUACUAACUUUAUUGGGUGUGCUCGUUGCAAAUACAUUAAUUUACCUCGGCCGAGUGAAACUGGGUACCAGGACUGGUGA
Molecule: messenger RNA, 546 nt
Organism: Eutrema salsugineum
Lineage: Eukaryota; Viridiplantae; Streptophyta; Magnoliopsida; Brassicales; Brassicaceae
Exons: 4
Coding region: 1-546 (181 amino acids)
Molecular function (GO): RNA binding
Source: RefSeq, a predicted model, not a curated record